AUGAGCUUCAGAUUCCUCGCCAGAUCCGCCAGACCUCUCUCGCAAGCCGUCGAGAGCAGAGUACCAUUCUCAUUCAGAGCUGUCCAGCAAGGCCGCGCCCUCGCCGCCGUGAGAAGCUACUCGACCACUCCCGAGACUGGCGCCAAGGAGAACGAUGUCGCAGCUGAGAACGCAGACAAGGCUGCCGAAGCCACCAAGGAGGACCCUGCCCUGAAGGAGCUCGAGGCCAAGAAGAAGGAGGUCGCCGAUGUCACGUGGAAGCGCCAGAUCGCCGAAUACCGCAACUUGCAAGAGCAGACUAAGCGCGAGGUUCGCGCAGCCAAGGACUUUGCCCUCCAGAGUUUCUCCAGAGACCUUCUCGACAGCAUUGACAACCUCGACCGCGCCCUUUCCGUUGUGCCCAAGGAGAAGCUUGACGGCAGCAACAAGGACCUCGCAGACCUCCAUUCUGGUCUUAAGAUGACCGAGACCAUUCUCAUGAACACACUCAAGAAGCACGGCCUCGAGAGAUUCGACCCCAGCGCCGAGAGCGACAAGUUCGACCCCAACAUGCACGAGGCCACUUUCCAGACACCCCAGCCCGACAAGCAGGACGGCACCGUCUUCUUCUGCCAGUCCAAGGGCUUCAAGCUCAACGGCAGAGUCAUCAGAGUCGGUGUUGUCAGAAACUCAUGA
Aureobasidium vineae is the source of this 675-nucleotide messenger RNA. The record is from the annotation of a GenBank genome assembly. Lineage: Eukaryota; Fungi; Ascomycota; Dothideomycetes; Dothideales; Saccotheciaceae.